Trichophyton rubrum CBS 118892 is the source of this 2409-nucleotide messenger RNA. RefSeq lists its product as uncharacterized. Gene Ontology annotation, biological process: regulation of transcription by RNA polymerase II. The record is from RefSeq and is a predicted model, not a curated record. NCBI's taxonomy places the organism in Eukaryota, Fungi, Ascomycota, Eurotiomycetes, Onygenales, Arthrodermataceae. Bases 1 to 2409 code for a protein of 802 amino acids. The transcript has a single exon. Gene Ontology annotation, molecular function: DNA-binding transcription factor activity, RNA polymerase II-specific; RNA polymerase II cis-regulatory region sequence-specific DNA binding.
AUGGCUUCGACGCGCCAUCCGCCGCCGCUACGCAUAUACCAGGACCCUCCAGGCGCCUCACCACCAGCGCCAGCAUCACACCCAGCAUCAUCAACAGCAUCAUCAUCAUCAACAGCAUCGUCACAGCCAGGCGCAAGGCCCAAGUCGCAGUGUAAACAGCUGCAGCCGUCGCCGAUGCCGCUGCAGCCCCUGGGGAACUCGGUCAGGAACAACCGCGACCUCGUCCUCAACCCGCCCUCGCUGGACCCCUUCUGCUCCCACAGCAGCACGUCCCCUAUCAAGCACCAGCGUCGCACGAGCGCCCACCUCGCACACAACAGCAACAAGCUGGAAUACCUCCCCAUCUCGGCUCCAAAGCCUGCCAGGUUUCCCACAGACUCGCCCGCGAAGAAGCCGCUUUCUCAGGAGCACCACCAGGCUCGGCGUCCCUUGCCGCCGCCCUCUUCACGCCUGCCGCUCUUCACCACGUUCCCCAGUGUGCCUCCCAAGCCCUCUGGGUCUUCGUCUUCUGCUUCUUCUGCUUCUUCUUCUGCCGGCAGGACGGCCUUCAACCAUCAGGACAACUACUCUUCUUCUCUGGGACCUCCACCUCCACGCUCGUCUUCUCACUCUCACUCCCGUUCUGCAUCUGCCUCUUCUGCCUCUGCUUCAGCUUCUUCAGGGAUGCAUGCUCCAGCCAAACGGAGACUCACUGUUGGCAGCAGUGACAUGGUGCCUGCUGCAAAGAAGCUCAAGCGUGAGGAGCUCGAGCAGCCGCCUCUUGUGACCCCCCGGCUACCAGAACCCCAUGAGAUGCCCCCCGUCGAGGACGACGGCUCCAAACCACCUUAUAGCUAUGCCAUUCUCAUAGGAAUGGCCAUCCUACGCGCUACUAACCGCCGUCUUACCUUGUCUCAGAUCUACAAGUGGAUAUCAGACAACUUUGCCUUCUACCGUGCUGGAGACUUUGGAUGGCAGAACAGUAUCCGCCAUAAUCUCAGCCUUCACAAGGCGUUUAUCAAGCAAGAACGGCCCAAAGAUGACCCCGGAAAGGGCCAUUACUGGAUCAUUGAACCUGGAAUGGAGGGCCAGUUCCUCAAGGACAAACCCUUCCGCAAAGCACCCAUCAUGUCUACCAUUCCAGCCUCCCAACCUCAGUCGGCGCCGCUUUUGAGCACGCCAAAGCAGCCAGACUUGCCCCCUCCAUCAAGCAAUACGAGUCUUUCUACUAUCAAUUAUUUACCAUCCACCACAGCUGAGUCGCAGGACGUGGCUCCAGCGUCAAACCUUCAAGAUCUCUCGUCUGAUGCCACCCUCCCUGCCUCCGACCCAGCUCUUCAGGAAGAUGACGUUAGUGAUGAGCAACCGGCCCCAUCUCUGGCACAAAUAGAGCAGCAUUUCUCCUCGCCGCUACAGGCAAUGCGCUCGUCUCCACCAGUUGCCCCACGCAUAUUCCACCGUCAGGCUACCCCUCCAACUCCCUCCCGGCCUACCUCGUCCUCGGCCGGUGUCUCGCGUUCAAAGAGGCAUAGCAGUAAGCCCUCCAACAUGAAUGACAGUGGUUAUUACUCCUCCCUCGAGUCUUCAGCCAUGAGGCCCCGUGUUGCUGCUGGUCAUAUUUUAACAUCAGAGCUAGAUAUCGAACCUCCGCGUAUCAAACGGGGCCGUGCUGAAGAGGAGAUCGCUCGUAUUCGAUCUUCCUCUCAUGAUAUCAGCCCUAUUCGUCUCGGCACUCUCCGAGACUCAGCACAGGCCGCCAUCGGCUCGUCACCCCUUAGAAAUGAAUUCAUUUCUAUCCAUGCUGCCCCCUUGACCCCGGCUGUCAAGUUUAAGAAGCCAGUCAAGCCACCAGCGUUCCUCUCUCCCAACACUAACCUCCAGAACCAUCGUCGGAAGAUCCAGCAGAUGGUCAACUCCCCAAUCAAGCGUCUUGGACUGGGUGAAGAGCUCCAGCAGCCCUGGAGCCCGGCAUUUAACAUCCAUGACGAAGUAUACACCCCCAACGACAAUCUCCGUCUGCCCUUUGAUCCAUUCUCAGACCAAUUCCUGGCCAGCAUUGGCACUCCCCCUUUCUGUUCUCCUGAGAAGCGCUCUGUCAAGAGUGACGGCCUUGGAGCAGGUGUUCUCGCUGACAUCACUGCCCUGAGCGCCAACACCCGCCUUAAGACACCUAUCGACAAGUCCAAGACCUACAGGUUUCAGGAGUCUCCUUGCAAACGCCUUGACCAGAGUCGCUACAACGACGCCGCUAACGAUGAGCUGUUCUCAUUCAAUCUUUUCAGCGAAGAUGGUGCAGGCGACGUCGACGGCGUAGAUCUCUUGCAGGGAUUCGAGAAAAUUGGACAGCCAAAGGAAGAACGGUCUCCCAAACAGUUCCUUGGUAAGACCUCGCGUUCGAGCCAUGGUCCUAAAGGCGCCAUUCGAUUUUGA